Molecule: messenger RNA, 3735 nt
Organism: Anopheles stephensi (Asian malaria mosquito)
Lineage: Eukaryota; Metazoa; Arthropoda; Insecta; Diptera; Culicidae
Gene: Itgbn
Product: integrin beta-nu
Exons: 7
Coding region: 325-2778 (817 amino acids)
Biological process (GO): cell migration; cell-matrix adhesion; integrin-mediated signaling pathway
Cellular component (GO): focal adhesion; integrin complex; cell surface
Molecular function (GO): integrin binding
Source: RefSeq, a predicted model, not a curated record
UACGUUAGUUGUGAGCGAACCGUCGACGAUUUAGCGAGUGUGUAUGUUUGCUCGCGCUUGAUUCAUUCGCUUCUCUGUUUGUUUGGAGGCCUGUUAUCUUAUCAGCACGUUUCUCCAUCGAUAAAUAAGACAUGUCGCCGGUGCUGGAACUUAUCCUAAAGCUGUACAAACGUUGUCAGAGUGCUUACGUGAGUGGUUGCAGCAGCUAGAGUUAAUAUCAUUUAGCUCUCAAUUCGCGUCACAAGACCAUAAGAAAUAUGCCGGUUAUAUAGAAAUUAAACGUGCACGGUUAAGCAUUCUUUAUUGCAACAUAGGUUUUCACUUAUGUUACUGUCAACCAUGACCGAAUUCAAACUGAUACCAACGUUUCUCGUGGCGUCGUUCCUGCUUGCUUCAGCAUUUGCGCAAUCGUCUAGUUCCAUAAUUCAAGCGAAGUGUUUCUUUCAAAAAACUUGCAUCGAAUGCCUGGACGCUGAUAAAGAAUGUGCAUGGUGUACGGAUGAAUUAUACGAAAUGCAGAAAUCGCGCUGCAUGACGAAACACGAAUUGCUGGAAUCGAAGUGCAACGCAUCCAAAAUCGAGACGAAUGAGAAUUACUCUUAUUUAGAAGUCACGAAAAGCGAGCCACAUCGCGAUUUUGACUCAACGAAGCUGGAAGCGGUACAAAUAUCGCCACAAAAAAUGAAUCUACGUUUAGGAAAAUUGGCCUCCAAAACCAUCUCGUUCCAGUACAAACCGGCCAAAAACUAUCCCUUGGAUAUGUACUACCUGAUGGAUCUUACCUGGUCGAUGCGAGACGAUAAAGCAACGCUAGAAAGUAUGGGCAGCCAACUGGCACUGGCCCUAGCUAACCUGACGGCCAACUAUCAGCUCGGAUUUGGCAGUUUCGCCGACAAACCGACCGUUCCGUUCAUUCAAUCCGAACCACAUCGGCUCCAGAAUCCAUGCUAUUCGGAAAAUGAUCAGUGCGAACCAACGUACGGAUUUCGCCAUCGACUGAAGAUUACGCGUGACAUUAACAGUUUCAUUGCGCAAGUCAAACAGAGUAAUGUGACGGGCAAUGUGGACAAUCUGGAAGCAGGCUUGGAUGCGCUAAUGCAGGUGCUCGUGUGCGAGAAACAGAUCGGUUGGGGCUCAAACACUCGCAAGAUUGUAAUAGUGGCUACGGACGGCUGGCUGCAUAUGGCCGGCGAUGGGCUACUGGCUGGAAUCGUGGAAGAAAAUGACAAACAGUGCCAUUUGGAUGAGGAAGGCAACUUUGUGGAUGUGCUAAAGUACGAUUAUCCAUCGUUGGAGCAGGUCUGGCGUGUAUUGCUUCGCUCCAAAACGGCCGUCAUAUUUGCCGUAACCGAGGCCCAGGAAGCCUACUAUCGACGACUGAACGAAUUAAUGCCAGAGUUCACAAGUGUCGGUCGGCUGCAGGAUGAUUCUUCCAACAUAAUCCAGCUGGUGGAUGAUGGAUAUCGAGAAUUUAUCAAACGGGUAGAGUUUACGGACAACGCACCGGACUACCUUCAGGUGCGCUAUACUACCGACUGUGGUGGAUUGUAUCGCGAACCGCAACCGAUAAACAGAUGCGACAACAUUGAAAUUGGAAAGGAAUACAAAUUCAAUGUGGAACUACAGCUGCUGGACUAUCCCAAAGACCCGUCGGUUACGAAUAUCUCUGUCAGAAUUGAGGAAAAACUGAUCAGUAAUGAAGCUGUGGAGCUGGAAAUUGAUUUACGUACUACUUGUGACUGUGAUAAGAACAAAAAACCGACGGAGCUGAGCGAACUGUGCAAUUUCCAAGGGGAUUACGUCUGUGGACAGUGCCAGUGCUAUGUCGGAUGGAUCGGAAAAACGUGUGAAUGUAAUUUACAAAACUCUCAAAACCGGCGAGAGCUGUUCGAGCAAUGUGUAGCUCCCAAUGCCGGAGACGAGCUGCGUACCGGCCCAAUUUGUUCCGAUCGAGGUGAAUGUAUUUGCGGCCAAUGCUAUUGCAAUCCCGGAUUCGAAGGAGAACAUUGCGAAUGUAACGAGUGUGCUAAGAUUGAUGGGAAGAUCUGUGGAGGUGCAGAUCAUGGUAUUUGCACGUGUGGUUCCUGCAGUUGCUUUGACUCAUGGAGUGGUGAAAAUUGUGACUGUACGACCGAUACCACCGGGUGUAAGGCUCCAUCAGUUAAAGCACUUUGCUCUGGACAGGGAGAGUGCACUUGCGGACGCUGCACCUGCAACGAAUCAUAUUUUGGUCCGUUUUGUGAAACCAAAGAUGGCGAACAGCCGGCCUUGUGCUCAUCAUACGAAGAUUGCAUACGUUGUGCAGUGUACGAGCUGAAUGAUAUGCCAUGCCAGGACUUGGACAGAAAGUGCCGCGAAAAGAUUGGACUGUACAAGGUAGAGCUGGUUGCUUUGAACGAAGAAACUUCGCAGAACUCAUUGGCAGAGCCACUCAAUUGUACUUUUCGAUAUAGCGACGAAAAGAAUGUGUGCGAUUAUAAGUUCUCGUACGCGCUUUCAAACACCAACAGAGAAACAUUGCUUCGGGUGCAGAACUUUCAAUGCAAAGAAAUUAACUUGAUUGCGGCUGGAAUUAGCAUCGCCUUGUCGAUCUUUGUCGGUGGUUUAAUACUGCUGCUAGCUUACCGAUGUAAACUAAUGUACGAUGAUAAAAAAAUGUUUGCCAAAUUCGAGAAGGAAAGGGAACAGGAAACGAAAUACCAAAUGGACAGUCCGCUCUACAAAUCGCCGAUAACAGAAUUUAAAGUUCCUGCCGAGAUGGAGACAAGCGUACUGUGAGUUAGAUAAACAUACUGAGUAUAGCCAUUAUCAGAAGUUGGCAGCGAUGCAAACACUUAACGAAUAGCAUACAUCACUGUGGAAAGACUAGACUAGACUUUUUUGUUGGUAAUACUAUUAUGGAAAAGAAACAAUCAUACUUUAAUUGAUUUCAACCAUAACAUAACACAACAUAGCCUAACGCAUGGCUCUAAACAAAAUGUUUGAGUACUAGAAUAUUCCAUCAAUUUGGCAAAAUGGUAUACAGUUGACCCCUUAAAAUUAUUUGUAUGAUUGUUGAAUACCUACGAACAGUGUUUUGGAUUGAUAAACAUAUCUUUUUAAUAGCGUUAGCCCACUUAUUGAUGAAAAAAUCCGUUCAUAGAUGCGUAUUGCUUGGUCUUUAAAUUAUAUGUCAAUAACAUUGAGUAUUACAGUUAAUCUAUGUGCAGAUCAACAUAAAAAAUAACAAUAGGCAAGAUCAACAAUAUAGAAGAUCAACAUAAAAAAAACAAUAUUCGAAUUAUGACUAGACCAUCUUGUCAUAUACUGUAGUAUGAAACAUAACUACACAACGCAAACGCAGGACAUAUUUUACUGUCAUAAGGUAAUUCUAUCAGCGAAAUAUUAGGCAUAACUCGCCAAAAAGGACAAAGACUUUAGAGUUCAAUAAGAAGAUCAUUAUUUAAAUGUUCUAAAAGUUUGAUCAAACGUACCGACAACAUUUAAAAUACCACAAAGCUGACAUAGUUUAUUACGAGCAGAUUAAAUAAACAUGACCCAUUUAUAAUAUAAAAAACAAGCUUUGUUUAUUCUUAAAUUGUAUGGUACAGCAGACACAACGCCUCUUUAGGCAGGGUUUUAUACCAAAUAUGUAAGAAAAUCUGUAACGAAAUCAUUCAGCCCUCAUCAAUCCAUUUUCCGAAUAACCGUGCUUUCAUUUAUAUCUGGAUAUAUAUAUUUAUAUCGUGUCACAUA